Molecule: messenger RNA, 977 nt
Organism: Homo sapiens (human)
Lineage: Eukaryota; Metazoa; Chordata; Mammalia; Primates; Hominidae
Gene: TMEM42
Product: transmembrane protein 42
Exons: 3
Coding region: 14-493 (159 amino acids)
Cellular component (GO): membrane
Source: RefSeq, marked validated
GUCAGCAGGCAACAUGGCCGAGAGGCCGGGGCCUCCGGGCGGCGCCGUGUCCGCGACCGCGUACCCUGACACCCCCGCGGAAUUCCCUCCGCACCUCCAGGCGGGUGCGAUGCGGCGCCGCUUUUGGGGCGUAUUCAACUGUCUGUGCGCCGGCGCGUUCGGGGCCCUGGCCGCCGCCUCCGCCAAGCUGGCCUUCGGCAGCGAGGUGAGCAUGGGUUUAUGCGUCUUAGGCAUUAUUGUGAUGGCGAGCACCAAUUCUCUGAUGUGGACCUUCUUUAGCCGGGGCCUCAGUUUCUCCAUGUCUUCAGCCAUUGCAUCUGUCACAGUGACUUUUUCAAAUAUCCUCAGCUCGGCCUUCCUGGGCUAUGUGCUGUAUGGAGAGUGCCAGGAGGUCUUGUGGUGGGGAGGAGUGUUCCUUAUUCUCUGCGGACUCACCCUAAUCCACAGGAAGCUCCCACCCACCUGGAAGCCCCUUCCACACAAGCAGCAGUAGCACCACUUGGCUAGACGGACCAGCUGGAAAGAUCAUGAUGGUGGCCCAGCCUUGGGAUGUCAUGUGGGACUGUAUCCUAGGGCGAUCCAGUUGUGCAGCCUUCUGACCAUCAGCCAAGGGAAGCAGGCCUCUGAUGGAGCAGGCUCUGGCUCUGUAAGGAGAGGUGCAGCUGCAGCAGUGUUCUACCGGAAGUGUUUUGAUCAUCUGUACAGUGCUUUGGAUUCUUCCUCCCAGGCCUACCCCAGUGAGCCUUCGCAGAUGCUGGAGAUCCUGGGGUUGGUCUGCUUUGUGUAUGGUACUUGAAACCACGCUGUAAUUAUUGUCCUGUUGCCAAACAAAAGCCAGUCAUGUAACUCUAGAAGCAGUGACUGGUGGGGCUUUCUGACAGUUCCAUGCUGAUGUAUCAGGCCAUCUGUGUCAUGCUUAUGUAUUAUGGCAAGAAGAGGAAAACUGGAUUAAUAAAUACGUUUUUUGUAAGUUAAAA